Messenger RNA from Mytilus trossulus (common blue mussel), 2835 nucleotides. RefSeq names its product ankyrin-1-like. Gene Ontology annotation, molecular function: protein binding. Bases 1 to 2835 code for a protein of 944 amino acids. NCBI's taxonomy places the organism in Eukaryota, Metazoa, Mollusca, Bivalvia, Mytilida, Mytilidae. The record is from RefSeq and is a predicted model, not a curated record. The transcript has 3 exons.
AUGGGACAGUCUGUUACUAGUAGACAGUGCGGACUGGAACAACUUGUCCUCCCAGUGGGGAAGUCUGUCACUACUAGACAGUGCGGACUGGAACAACUUGUCCUCCCAGUUGGACAACCUGUCACUACCAGACAGUGUGGGCUAGUACAGUCUGUCAUCCGAGUGGGACAGUCUGCUAUGUCAAUCCUAUCAACGUGCCUGAAUAAAGAGUUGAUAGAAACAUGGAAUAAAGAAAGAAAAAGUGCAAUAAAAACAAAAGCUAUAAAACGAAUAUUAUGUUUGAUUGAAAACAAUCCCAGUGUUAUGGCUGUUGGAUCUUCCGGUUGCGGAAAGUCUACUUCUAUUCAUUAUGCGGCACUUUGGUUACAUGAACAUCAGGGAUAUGAAAUCGUCACUGUCUACAAUACAGAAGAAAUAAGACUAUACUAUAAACCCGAAUACAGCGUUCAUAUAAAUCAAGGUGGUUGGAAGGAAUCUAUGCUUUUUGAAGCUCUCAAGAAAGGAUAUACUGACAUUGUUGAAUUACUGUUGGGUCAUAAAGCUGACAUAAAUAUAAUCUCGGAAGGUCAGACACCUUUACACGCUGCUGCAAAGAAGAGUGACAAAUGUUUUGUAGAAAUUCUUUUAGAUCACUCAGCCGAAAUUGAUAUCCGAGGUAUACUAGGCAAUACUCCUCUUCACACAGCUACCGAGAAAAAUAAUAUUAAAGUUGUAGAGCUACUUUUAGAUCGCUCGGCUAAUCCGAAUAUAAGUAACGAUUGCAAUGAAACACCACUUCUUGUGGCUAUUGCAAAAGGUAAUUCUGAAAUUGCCAUGCUGUUGCUGAAGCAUAAAGCUGAUUUUAAUUUUCAAGGCGAAGACAACAAAACGCCUUUGUUCAUAUCAGCAGAGAAGAAAAGUGGUGUUAUUAAAGAUUUCAUAUCAACUAUGAGUAACAGUGUAAAUAUAAUACCUCAGUAUAAUUCAGCAGUUUUAUACAUAGCUUGCAUAAGUGGUGAUUUCGACGAAGUGAAACACUUAUUAUUGCAAGGUAACAUUGACGUCAAUAAUAACGAAAACGAAUUUUUGCAAACAGCUCUGUAUAUUGCUUCAGAAAAGGGACACAGUGACAUCGUUUUUCUGUUGUUUCAACAUCACUGUGAUGCCAAUAUCGGCAACAAAAACAACGACAUGCCUUUACAUGCAGCUGCAAAAAAAGGACAUACAAAAGUUGCUGAAAUUUUAGUAAAACACAAUACUUCUGAUCUUAAUAAUAACGAUAAUAAGUGUAAAAAGUCGCCUCUUUAUUUAGCAUCAGAACAAGGUCACACCAGAAUUGUUUCAUUGCUGCUACAUUAUGAAUGUGAUACUAAUUUAACUAAUGAAAACAAUCAGAGUGCUCUUUUCGUAUCAGCAUGUAACAACCACAAAGAAAUUGUAAAACUAUUAUUAGAAAACAAAGCUGAUCCAUACAUCUGUAAUUCACAUGCUCAAACUCCUCUAUAUAAAGCGUUAUGUAGCGGUUAUACACAUAUUUUGAAUCUGCUUUUGGAAUAUGGAGUUGAUCCUAACUAUACACUUUCUUGCAAUACUAUUCCUUUGUAUCUUGCUGCAGCUGAAGGAAAGACAAAUAUUGUAAAAUUGUUAUUAUAUUACAAAACUGAUCCUAAUAGGGUCAACACAAAAAAUGAAACAUCUUUACACGUAGCAGCAACGAGAGGGUAUAUAGAUAUUGUGAAACUUUUGCUCAUUAACUCAGCUAACCCCGAUAUACGAGAUAAUCACGGUAAAACUGCUCUGCAUAUAGCUACUGAGAAGGGAUAUUCUAAAAUGAUAACUUUGUUGCUUUUGUAUCAUGCUAAUCCUUUUUUACAUGACAAGCACAACAAAACGCCCUUGUUUAUUUCUGUUGAAAAGAACAUUGAUUUUAUGUUUAACUUCAAAUUAGAGACACUUCCUAAGGUAAAUGUUAGACGUGCAUAUGCUUCAAUGUGCUUGUACAAUGCGUCAAAGAUUGGUGAUUUAAGAAAAGUUAAAUUAUUGUUCAAAAAUAAUACUGAUAUCGACAUCGAUUAUUCGGAUAAUGAAUUCAUGCAAACAGCUCUGUAUAUAGCAUCGGAGAGAGGUCAUAGUGAUAUUGUAUCAUUUUUGUUGGAUUUAAAAUGUGAUCCUAGCAUUGCCAAUAUGUACAGUAAAACCCCUUUCUAUAUCGCACGUUGUAACGGUUAUACAACUAUUGUGAAAGAAAUGCUCAGAGUAAACAGUUUUUUAUUAGAAAAAAGUAAUGAAAUAUCUCUUUAUAUGGCUUCAUCUGAGGGCUUUACAGAUAUAGUUAAAUCAUUGUUGAAAUCUGAUAUUGAUGUUAAUUCGAUUGAUAAUGAAUACAAAGAAUCAGCAUUGUAUGUAGCGUCAAAAAGUGGUUAUAUUGACAUUGUUGCCUUGUUAAUACGUCAUGGGGGAAAUAUCAAUUUGUCUAAUAAGUAUUGUCAAACACCCCUUUACAUAGCAUCAAGUAGGGGUCAUACGGGUGUUGUAAAUUUAUUGUUAGCAAACAAUUGUGAUCCUAAUUUAUGUAGUGUAUACGAUCAUACUAGUCUCCAUGUAGCAGCAUAUCGUGGGCAUACUGACAUUGUUAAACUUUUGAUACAAUAUAACUGUGAUCCUAAUAUUCUUGAUGUGUAUAACCAAAAUCCUAUCCAUGGCGCAUCAUAUAAGGGUCAUACAGAAAUCAUAAGACUAUUGAUAGAACACAAGUGCAGUCCAAACAUAAUGAACAAUUAUGAACAGACACCUCUAGAUGUAGCUAUAAGAUAUCGUCAUGAAACUGUUGUUAAAAUAUUGUUAGAUAACAUUUGA